AUGUCUUUCAACAAUACACUUAUUCCGACCUACUUUCGACUGGAAUCAUUCAAUACCUUUGACCAAACACUGUGUGGAAGUUACACGUGCAUUGAUUUGGACACACGUCUCCAAGACUCCAUCAAAGUUUCCUUUAAAGAUUUUGCCAAUGAAACAUUUAACAUUUACGAAGGAGACGAGGUAGUUUUUAUAACAACCUCUUGCAGUUUCGCUGCAACUUUGUCAGAGAUGCAAAGUUCAUGGUUCAUUGGCGAUUCAAAUACAUCAAUCAGUUUGAGGAAUGUUGGAUUCAACAAGACAGACAAUUGUGUCAACGCAACAUGUGAUGGUUCUCCAGGACAAAGGUUUACUGUCGGCUUGAAUUUUACCAAUCAAGAUGAAUACUUUGCAAGUUCAUUCGUCAGAGUAGAAAUUGUCCAUCCUCUUUUUCCAUUUAGACCACUUUCAUGGCGAUCUUCGAAAAAGUAUCCAGUUAAAGAAGCAAAAGGUGGAGACGAUACACAUCCAUCGCGAAUUUCGACUGGAACAAUCGUCGGCAUCACAUUGUUACUGAUGGCCUUCUGUGCAAUAUGUAUGUUGACAUUUGUUUUUCGGAGAAGGAAGAAACGAAAGAACAAAUCAUAUAAGAAUAAAGAAUCUGCAACACCGGAUACUCCGAGCGAGCAGUUGGAUAUAAACAAACCCUCUGUCACAGCUGCUAAUGAACAAGAUUUAUUCUCCUUCAAUGAACAAAGUAAACUAGCAUCAGUUCCUCGUCCAUACCUGAUGUGGAAAAUAAAUGCCAAGACCUGCAAAAGCGUCAUAGAAAAAGAACUAAAAACUGAUGACAACACCGAUUGCUUCAUCUGUAUAAUAUCCUCGAGAGCCAAACCCAACGCCACCGUUAUUACUGAUGGAUAUAAGGAAGAAAGUAUCGGCCAUCUGGCAAGUCUCGACAACAACAUAAUUUCUGAGAAUCUGGUCGGCAAACCGAAGGUUUUGAUAUUCGAUUUGUAUAAGCCGGAUAGUAUAAACAAAGGCAAUACCAAUGAGGAGUCAACUUCGCAAGUAGCAAUUCACAGAGACUGGCUAUUAGUGUUUGUUCGAAAUGCGGGAAAGACGAGUUUCCUAACGCACCUGAGAGAGGAAAUGGUGAAAAUGCAUGACAAGCUCGAUUUUGUUACAAUGCUAGAGCGCGUCAAAGGUAGAAAUGUGAACAUGAAAAUAGUUCAUCGGAUGCCAGGGAAGUUUUUUUUAAACGCUGCAUUGGAUUCGAUGCAGAUAGAACAUAUGUCACAUUACAACAUCAAAGGAUAUGUUCGUUGUAGUUUCUUCGGCAAUGACGUGUUUGACAAACAAACGCAGUUAGAAUCGAUUGAAGUAGACAGAGAAAACGUCUUUAAAAUGAAUGACGAGUUCCUUUUUUCUUCACACGAACUUAAAUCUGAACAUGAAACGAUGAACGUCUUUCGGAAUCAGUUGAACAAUGAAUGUGGUUGCCAUAUAUUCGUGUUUUCGUCGCAUGGCACGCCAGAUGGAAUUAUAACAAAAAACAACGAAAUAGUGCGAUUCACCGAGUUCAUUAAAGAAAUAGCAAAACGUCCGACGAAUAUUCCGGUUGUUCUCGUAUUUGAUUGCUGUCGAUAUGAGGAAAAUCGAGGGGAUGCGAACACCAGAGAACAGCAAUAUGGAGAGCUUGUGAGUGUUGAGGAAAAAGCACUGCAGAUGAGCAACAUCAUAGUUGUGUAUGCAGCUAUUCAUGGUUAUAAAUCGUCAAUGGACAGGCAAAGAGGAUCCUAUUUUAUUCAAGAAAUGUGCAAAGUCUUCAGGAAUCAUCGACUGAACCUCGACUUCUUCUCAAUGAUGGAAUGUGCAAACAAGGCGAUAUGCAACAACACCGAUAUCGUAAGCCAGACGUGCGUGGAAAUAGAGAGUCAGCUGACAAAGAAGCUAUUCCUCUUCCGGACGGUGCCCGAUCAGGAAGCUGGAAAAAGAUAA
Messenger RNA from Mya arenaria, 1977 nucleotides. RefSeq lists its product as uncharacterized. The transcript has 17 exons. The coding region runs from base 1 to 1977 and encodes 658 amino acids. Lineage: Eukaryota; Metazoa; Mollusca; Bivalvia; Myida; Myidae. Gene Ontology annotation, molecular function: cysteine-type endopeptidase activity. The record is from RefSeq and is a predicted model, not a curated record. Gene Ontology annotation, biological process: proteolysis.